CUGCAUAGAAGAAUACCAGUACGUUCAUCGACUUAUUAUGCACCACCUAAAACAGAAACCAUCACAACAGGGAAGCGAGAACAUCAAAAAGUCAAAAGUAAUCAGAAAAAAGGUGGUGCAUAAUAAGUCGAUGAACGUACUGGUAUUCUUCUAUGCAGCUGAACACUCAGAUAGUAUUCCAUUAUUCGAAAGAAUAGCCGAACUUUAUAAGGAUGUAAAUGAUCUCCUUGUCGCAAAGAUGAACGUGCAGCUUAAUUAUAUUCCGUCAUUUAUACGACCAUCCAGAACCCUUCCUACGGUCCGAUUGUACGAGACGCAGAGUUCAAACUA
Messenger RNA from Cooperia oncophora, 330 nucleotides. NCBI's taxonomy places the organism in Eukaryota, Metazoa, Nematoda, Chromadorea, Rhabditida, Trichostrongylidae. The record is from the annotation of a GenBank genome assembly.